Molecule: messenger RNA, 546 nt
Organism: Populus euphratica (Euphrates poplar)
Lineage: Eukaryota; Viridiplantae; Streptophyta; Magnoliopsida; Malpighiales; Salicaceae
Product: leucine-rich repeat extensin-like protein 6
Exons: 2
Coding region: 1-546 (181 amino acids)
Source: RefSeq, a predicted model, not a curated record
AUGGCAAACCGCAUGAGAAUGCUGCUAUUAACCCUUUCCAUCAACUUCUCACUAUCAUCAACAAUUUCUAAAGUUUCUAAAGAACAAAUACCAUGCACAAUGUGCUAUUCCUGUGACAAUCCUUGUCAGCCUUUACCAUCGCCGCCUCCACCUGCUAUCCCUGAAUGUCCACCGCCUCCUCCCCCACCUUCUCCACCGCCACCUGCUAUCCCUGAAUGCCCACCGCCUGCUCCCCCACCUUCUCCACCGCCACCAGCUAUCCCCGAGUGUCCACCGCCACCAGCUCCUAUUAAUGAGUGCCAUGCGUGUCCAACACCACCGACACCAUUUCCGCCUGUGCUACCGCCUAAGCAGUCGUAUUGGCCGGCUGCUGGCUAUUCCUUUAAUGGACCACCAGCUGGUUACGGGAACAAUCCAGUGCCUUACUUUCCAUUUGACAAUAACAACCCGUCACCUUCUUUCUCUUUCAAAUCCGCAGCUUGGAACUCAGAGGAGAGGAAAUUCCAUUUAACAAAGCAGCAGGCCGCCCUGGAAAUGCUAAUCUAA